Messenger RNA from Rangifer tarandus platyrhynchus (Svalbard reindeer), 1917 nucleotides. NCBI's taxonomy places the organism in Eukaryota, Metazoa, Chordata, Mammalia, Artiodactyla, Cervidae. The record is from the annotation of a GenBank genome assembly.
AUGGCACUGUCGCGGGGGUUGCCCCGGGAGCUGGCCGAGGCCGUGGCCGGGGGCCGGGUCCUGGUGGUGGGGGCGGGCGGCAUCGGCUGCGAGCUCCUCAAAAACCUCGUGCUCACUGGCUUCUCCCACAUUGACCUGAUUGAUCUGGAUACUAUUGAUGUCAGCAACCUCAACAGGCAGUUUUUGUUUCAAAAGAAACAUGUUGGAAGAUCAAAGGCCCAGGUUGCCAAAGAGAGUGUACUGCAGUUUUACCCGAAAGCUAAUAUCAUAGCCUACCAUGACAGCAUCAUGAACCCUGACUAUAAUGUGGAAUUUUUUCGACAAUUUAUAUUGGUUAUGAAUGCUUUAGAUAACAGAGCUGCCCGCAACCAUGUUAAUAGAAUGUGUCUAGCAGCUGAUGUCCCUCUUAUUGAGAGUGGAACUGCUGGUUAUCUUGGGCAAGUAACCACUAUCAAAAAGGGUGUGACCGAGUGUUACGAAUGUCAUCCCAAACCAACCCAGAGAACUUUCCCUGGCUGUACAAUUCGUAACACACCUUCAGAACCUAUUCAUUGCAUUGUCUGGGCGAAAUAUUUGUUCAACCAGUUGUUUGGAGAAGAAGAUGCUGAUCAAGAAGUAUCUCCUGACAGAGCUGACCCUGAAGCUUCCUGGGAACCAAUGGAAGCCGAAGCCAGAGCCAGAGCAUCUAGUGAAGAUGGUGACAUUAAACGUAUUUCCACCAAGGAAUGGGCUAAAUCAACUGGAUAUGAUCCAGUUAAACUUUUUACCAAGCUUUUUAAAGAUGAUAUCAGGUAUCUAUUGACGAUGGACAAACUAUGGCGGAAAAGGAAACCUCCAGUUCCAUUGGAUUGGGCUGAAGUGCAAAGUCAAGGUGAAGGUGCAUCAGAUCAACCAAAUGAACCUCAGUUAGGUCUGAAAGACCAGCAGGUUCUAGAUGUCAAGAGCUAUGCGUGUCUUUUUUCAAAGAGCAUUGAGACUUUGAGAGUUCAUUUAGCAGAAAAGGGGGAUGGAGCUGAGCUCAUAUGGGACAAGGAUGACCCGUCUGCAAUGGAUUUUGUCACCUCUGCUGCAAAUCUCAGGAUGCAUAUUUUCAGUAUGAAUAUGAAGAGCAGAUUCGAUAUCAAAUCAAUGGCAGGGAACAUUAUUCCUGCUAUCGCUACUACUAAUGCAGUGAUUGCUGGGUUGAUAGUGUUGGAAGGACUGAAGAUUUUAUCAGGAAAAAUAGACCAGUGCAGAACAAUCUUUUUGAAUAAACAACCAAACCCAAGAAAGAAGCUUCUUGUGCCUUGUGCGCUGGAUGCUCCCAACCCUAACUGUUACGUGUGUGCCAGCAAGCCAGAGGUGACUGUGCGGCUGAAUGUUCAUAAAGUGACCGUUCUCACCUUACAAGAUAAGAUUGUGAAAGAAAAAUUUGCUAUGGUAGCACCAGAUGUCCAAAUUGAAGAUGGAAAAGGAACAAUCCUAAUAUCUUCAGAAGAGGGAGAGACAGAAGCUAAUAACCACAAGAAAUUGUCAGAAUUUGGAAUUAGAAAUGGGAGCCGACUUCAAGCAGAUGACUUCCUUCAGGACUACACUUUAUUGAUCAACAUCCUUCAUAGUGAAGACCUAGGAAAGGAUGUUGAAUUUGAAGUUGUUGGUGAUGCCCCAGAAAAAGUGGGGCCCAAGCAAGCUGAAGAUGCUGCCAAAAGCAUAACCAAUGGCAGCGAUGACGGAGCUCAGCCUUCUACAUCCACAGCACAAGAGCAAGAUGAUGUGCUCAUAGUUGAUUCGGAUGAAGAAGGUCCCUCAAAUAAUGCUGAUAUCAGUGAAGACGAAAGAAGUCGCAAGAGGAAGCUAGAUGAGAAAGAGAGUGUCAGUGCGAAAAGGUCACGCAUAGAGCAGACAGAGGAGCUUGAUGAGGUUAUAGCAUUAGAUUGA